CACAAGCCGACGAGUUUAACGAGGAGGGACAAGGGAGAGAUGAUGAAAUUCAUACAUACAUAGAAAAUGGAGAUCGGAGGAGUAGGUAUCCGUAGAUGAUACCUACCUACCUAAACACCGCAGUUGUUUCCCAUAAGAGAGACAAGUCAAGUCAAGCCGCUACAACCAACCAUAUCAGUAUCAGUAUCAGCCCCUUUGAUGCUCCAGUUCUAUCACAUCAAACCCAUAACGUUACCAUUUAUUCAUAGUCUGAGGUGGGCUAGUUGGUUGGUACUCUUCGGCGCUUCUCUUCUUCUUGACUUUGACAACGGGCGAACCCGCGGAAUUGGACCUGAUUCUCGGCGGCCAAAAAAACAACCAAAAAAAAAAAAACAAAACAAAACAAGAGAGAUCCAUUCUUGUAGGUACGAAUACUACUUAUUCAUUAUCUACCUAGGUACUUACCUACCUUGCCAAUCCAGGUACCUGCCUCACUCUACAAGUUUAAAAUUUACUCUUCUAUCACUCCCCCAUCAACUAUACCCGACUAUACUCAAACUUGCCCUGGACCACUGAUCGACACGGGCCGUUUAUUUUUUUUCUUCUUCUGCUGUCUGUCUCUGUAUUUGACGUCCGAGACUUUUUUUUGUGGCGACGCUUCGGGUUGUCGCUCAACCAGUCUAACUAGUAUCUGGACCCUCGGUCUAUCUACUGGUUUAUCGACUGACUGGAGUGUGAUUCUAUCUAUCGUAUCAAUUUCCAAUUGAACCGGGUUUCCUUGUUAUUGUUGUCGUUGUUGUUAUACAUAUCUAAAAAAGUCAAACUCCGCGCCAACUCCGAUAUCGUGGAGAAUCAAGAACCUUUACGCCUAGCGUCCACCAACCCCCGGUUUCGCUUUAUCAGAGAGUUCGUUCUCUUGAUACUCUCCUCCUCAGAAAAAACACGUUAUCGGUAUAUACCAUACGACUGGCGCACGCAGUCUGUUCAGUCAGAGCAGCCUUGUUUCUAGGCUUCGAGGCUCAUAUCUCAUCACUUUAGACUACCCGAUUCUCAUUACCCGGUUUCGUCAUCUUGAACAGAAUCUUCCCGAAUACCGAUCAAUCACACCUUACGGCAACUGAAAGCAAGGUGCGCGCGCUCAGAAACCACCCUUCAUAGUAAAACCCAGACUUUGCCUCUCUCACGAUGGGUCUCCUAGCCCUGGGAACAGCCCUUGAUUGGCCCGAUGCCAAGAAGCGCGCUCCUCAAGUCAGAGAAUGGGGUAUCAAGCAACUUCUGGAGAUAUGGAACAAGGCCAAGGGAAAGGAGCGCGACGCUCUCCUCUGGGGCGACGAGGUCGAGUAUCUUGUGGUAGUUUACUCGGAGGACAACCAGCGAGUGCUGUUGUCCCUUCGUCAGGCAGAGAUUCUUGAGGCGUUGGCUACCGACAAGGAACUGGAACAGCAAGGUGGCUGUGUCCCAGAUCUUCAAGACGUGGACACAGUUGGCGCGAAGAAAAAAGAGAGAACGAUCCCCGUCUUUCACCCUGAGUUUGGGCGCUUUAUGUUGGAAGCGACCCCAGGUAAGCCUUGGGGCAUCGGCUUCAAGGAGCUUCUCGACGUGGAACCAGAUAUGAAGUUGCGGAGAAAGAUCGCCAAAGAGCACAUGCUUUCAACUGAAUAUCCCAUCACACUCACAACAUACCCUCAAAUCGGCGUUCCCGGACAAUUCACCGACCCCUACUUUCCGCCCUCAGGACCGCGCCUCCGCUCUCAGUUUGUUCCGGAUGAGAUCGCCAACCCCCAUAUCAGAUUCCCAACUCUAGCCGCAAACAUACGAUCUCGACGAGGCCGCAAGGUUCAGGUCAAUGUUCCUAUCUAUCACGACAAGAACACACCAAGACCCUGGAAGGAUCCUACUGUGGACUUUGACAAGCAUGACUGGCCCGAAGAUGAUGACGUACGAAACGGAGCUGCCCCUGACGACUUCAUCCAUAUGGAUGCCAUGGCUUUCGGAAUGGGUAGUUGUUGUCUCCAGAUCACUUUCCAGGCCAAGAACAUCACUGAAGGAAGAAUGCUCUAUGAUCAGCUGAGCCCGCUUGGUCCCAUCAUGUUGGCAUUGACUGCUGCCACGCCUGUGUAUAAGGGGUUCCUUGCCAACACCGACGUGCGGUGGAAUCAGAUCAGCCGCUCUGUGGACUGCAGAACCCCUGAGGAGUUGGGAGAAAAGCCACUUUCAGAAGGUGUUCGAAGGAUACCAAAGUCACGAUACGCCUCCAACUCAACAUAUAUCGCCAUAGACCCUCGGUUGAGGAACGAGUACCUCGACCCUGACCUGGUCUACGACUCUGACAUUAAGCGCCAGCUUCUCGAGGGGGGCAUGGAUGAUCGACUGGCGACUCACUUUGCUCACCUUUUCAUCCGAGACCCCAUUGUUGUCUUUGAGGAGGAUCUCCAUGAGUUGGACCUCAGCAAGACUGACCACUUUGAGAACAUCCAGUCAACUAACUGGCAGCACAUGCGUUUCAAGCCCCCGCCUGCUGACAACAGCAUCGGCUGGCGAGUCGAGUUCCGCUCCAUGGAGAUUCAGAUCACGGAUUUCGAGAACGCGGCUUUCUCUGUCUUUAUGGUCUUGGUCACACGUGCAAUCCUGUCAUUUGACCUCAAUUUCUACAUCCCUAUCAAGAAGGUCGACGAAAACAUGGAGCGUGCACACGCAGUCGAUGCUGUUCUGAAGGAGAAGUUCUACUUCCGGCGCAACCCUUUCCCUAGCCGCCCCUCGAGAGCCAACACUACAUUUGGUGACGACAGUCGACCCGGAUCAGCGCAUCCCAGUCGACCAGCAUCACCUGGGGGCCCAGUGGAGCACGAAUUUGAGGAGAUGACAGUGAAUGACAUUAUCAACGGCUCGGAGUCGGGAGAGUUUCCCGGCUUGAUCCCCAUUGUCGAGAGCUAUCUCGACAGCGUCAACGUCGAUGUAUCGACCCGAUGCCAUCUGUCUACAUAUCUCGAUCUGAUUUCACGUCGAGCUUCAGGAAAUCUUGACACCACAGCCAGAUGGAUCCGCAACUUCAUCGACGUGCAUCCCAGUUACAAGCAUGACAGCGUUGUCAACGAUGAGAUCAACCAUGAUCUUAUCGGCGCCGUGAUUGCCAUCGGCGAGCGGGAGACGGCCGGCCGCGACUUUGCGGGUCUCGGGAUCCACGGCCUAGAGCGUCUGCUGAACGGCUUCCGUGGAGGAUGCGGCGGUUCAAGCACAGCACCCAAUGGAGAGACCAACGGAGCACAGGCGGAUGCCACCAACGGGUCACUGAAGCGCAAGAGCGAGUGGAUUGAAGGCCAGGAGACUGAGUCAUGAUGGGAAGCGUCAUUGGAUUUGGGUCGGCGUUCUUGGCUGCUUUUUUUGAGCAUACGUAGUAAUAGGAUGUAUCUAGAAAGAAAAGAGCAGGGAUCAACGCUGGUUUCAGGACAUAGUUGCUGUAUUGAAGAGCUAUGCUGAGACACGGCACGGCUGUUACUGAAGACGUUGAAGCAAUCAUUUGAGGGUGCCACACUAGAAAGAUAUAUAAACAUAGGGCGGUUUUACGGUCGUCUGGGUGAUGUCUGUUCUGCGUUCCCAAGACUCGAGGCUCGCCUCACAUGAUCCCAAGCAAAGUCCAUCUUAUCCUGAACCAAGAACAAUGAAGUCUCAGCGUUGAAUAGAGUUCAAAACCAAGCAUUCAACUAUACCACUAUCCGCAAUGGCCCUGACGAUCACAUGACUCCGUGUGUUGGUCUGCAUAGCACAUUCGACAUGUCAAGUUUGGCAUCACGAACGGGAAUUAUCUCGCUUGUCUCUCUCGGAGCUUUUCUACAGUAUGAGACAGAGCUAACUACAGCACAUACCUAGAUAGAUCGGAUGGAUCAUAGAGAGGCCAUCAAAACGCCUCCUUGUAAGUCAAGCGAGCUGUCUCCGUGAGCGAGAGAGGAGAGGGCAAAAACGUUGACCUUGGCUUGAGUUGGCUUGAGUUGGGUACCUCGCACCGCAGUGGCUGUCUGGGAGGAAUUCUCAGCCGUGCCGUGCCGUGCCGGGGGGAGGUGAAGAUGCAGUAUAGCGCCUCUCGGCCGAUUCUAGAAAGAAAGACACGGCUCUAGUUGUUGGGUUGCUUUUGUUUUUGGCUUUGCCGCUGCAAGAGUCGCAUGUCUUUGAGUUGUGGUAGCUUAAGGGGGCUUUGCUUUGCUUUUCUUUUCUUUUCUUUUCUUCUCAGGGGACCCCCUUUCAGUCUGGAAUUCUCGUAAAGAUCCAUAACUAAACCAUAUUCUCUACCUUGGGCAAAGGAGGGGAAAAAAGCAAAAAAGCCACACUGGGAUAUCAUGAGAGAUAUCAGACAGACAGGCACCUUGACCGGUUGCCGCAUUUGGAGAGUCGAGACACCGGUGAGGGUUCGCUACAGCUGAGAGUGAACGGUAGAAUUGAGUUAUCAUUAUCGGCGAAUUUAUUACUAGGCCGCCAGGCUCUGUAACUUAUCAUGUCUUUGCCUUUUCCGCUGUCGCCCUGUGUCUACAGUAGUUACCCAAGUGGGGGGGUAACUAUAUUAUCUACGGUGAUCUCU
Messenger RNA from Fusarium verticillioides 7600, 4549 nucleotides. Its product is annotated as glutamate-cysteine ligase. The transcript is spliced from 8 exons. The record is from RefSeq and is a predicted model, not a curated record. NCBI's taxonomy places the organism in Eukaryota, Fungi, Ascomycota, Sordariomycetes, Hypocreales, Nectriaceae. Gene Ontology annotation, molecular function: glutamate-cysteine ligase activity. The coding region runs from base 1165 to 3315 and encodes 716 amino acids. Gene Ontology annotation, biological process: glutathione biosynthetic process. Gene Ontology annotation, cellular component: glutamate-cysteine ligase complex.